UUGAAGAGGAAGAUUCAAAUGAAGUACAGGCCAAUGGCAGGCUGGGUAAUGAUCCCAGGUGAUUUUCAAACUAUCAUGUUUAUUGAUACUACUAAGGCGAACAAAACAAUCUAGUAUAUUAGCUCUCUAAUUUGUGUUUUUGCAAAAUGCAUUUGACGUGUUUUAAGAAGUGCAUUUUUCAUAGAAAAAAGUACAAAUAUUUAUCAAACUAUCAUGUUUAUUUAAUAAUACUACUAAGGCAACCAAAACAAUCUAGUAUUAGCUCUCCAAUUUGUGUUUUUGCAAAGUGCGUUUGACGUAUUUUAACAAGUGCGUUUUAAGAGCAUGCCUCGCAGGCUACAUUUUGCAUAGAAAAAAAGCACAAAUAUUCCUUUUCUGUGCGGGUCAACAAACAAAAUUUGGCGAAGUACAUAAUUUGAACACUUGUAUGCAGUUGGCCAGCGAUAUAUAGUAUUGAAUAUUGUCGCAGCUGUUCGUUGCGGUCAGACUUGUCAUAGAGAAUUUGUCGUACGUGGUUUCUAUAUGGUAGUAACGGUCGUAAAAAGAGUCACGAUCUUUCUCAUCAGCCGAAAUACAACAUUUUAGAACUGAAAAUACGCGGAGUGAAAUAGAACUAGAGAAUAUUUAUAUGUGGUUUACAGGUAUAAACUAUAUAUAUAAACUGGCCGUUGAGAAAGAUCGUGACAGUCUAUUUUUGCGACCAUGCAUUAUGACCAUAUGGAAACCAUUCUUAAGAAAUAAAACUCGACAAAUAAAACUUGCCCUGCAUGCUCAAUGCAAUUUUCUAGAUGCAAUUUUCAGAACUCUUUUGAUGCAACAGCAAAUGCAGCCCUCGAAAAAAGUCAAAUUUGAUGUCUGCAAAACAAUGCCGCCGGUCUAAAUCUUGGCACAAUCCAAAUUUGGUGUUUCCCACGACCGUAUUUUUAAUAUCCUUACGGCUGCUUUCCAUUAGAAUUACUCGACAAGCCUCGCAGUUUCCCUGACUGUACUAGGAAAGAAUUACAAGCUGCGAACAAUUUAGGUACCGUCUGGUGUCGCAGUUGUAAGACUGGUAAGGAUUAACGAACGAACACUAUGGCUCUUUAAACUGCUGUCGGCAGCUGAAAAAAGAUAGCUCUAUAUUGAGUCUACGUUUCCACUAUACGGGAUAUCUUUCCGUAUAGCGGCGCGAAAAAGCACGUAUCUGAUACGGAAUGUACAACUUUCAGAAGCUGAGCGAAACAACAUCUCUCCGUUGCAAUAAAAUAUAGCGUUCCUAAAAGGUACAGAUAGGUGUUUUUUCACGUCGCUAAGGGGAGCUAUCCGGCACACUGUGUUGGCCCAUUUCCCCUCAAGAAAAAUUUUCUCGGCCCGAAAAUUUUCCGAAAAUAUCAUUGUUAAAAGUUUAAAAUUUUCAACUUUUUUCCGACGGAAAAUUUGUGUCGGCCAAUCCCCCAUUUUACAAAUUUUUUUUCUGCGGAAAAUUUUUCCGAGUGGAAAUGGGUCUUGGGAACUGGAAUGAGGUCGGCAAAAAAAUGUCGACCUGAGUGGUAUUGCCCCGAAUGCCGACUUCGUUUUCGAGGGCUGUAAAUGUUGUGUCCCCCAAAAACUGGUGGAAAGGACUAACUUAGAUUUUGAUAUUUUACACUUGAAUUUACAUGCAAUAUUGACUGCACUAUCGAUGUUUGAACGUUGAACUACUGUUUUUAAAAAUGCCAAAAAUUAGCAUAAAACAACCUUAUAAUUACCGAUGUAGUUCUACUUGUUAAAUAAUAAAUAUUUUUAUUUUGGUUGUAUCUCGCUCAAUAUUGCAUGUAAAUUCAAAUGUUAUAUAUCCAAAUCUAAGUUAGUCCUUUCUGAAUGCAAUGAUCUUGAUUUCAUUGCGAUAGCUUUUAUAGCUUUUACGUUACAUGUAAUCAAACAAUGUCCGGGUUUUUUUUGGACACCCAGUAUAACAUUUCUUAAUGAAUUUUGGGUCAGUCUAAACGCCAGUUUGGUACACGGCAAAAAGAACAUCAAAAGGCUGUUUCAACUUUAGACAAGGGAAAAUCAGCUUUAGCAGAACAUGUAUGUUACACCAAACACGAGAUUGCGUGGGAAAAACUCUAAAGUAAUUACCACAAACAAUCGCUAUGGUCAAAGACUUUGCCUAGAAGCGUGGCAUAUAAAUAUGAGUAAUCAUGCUUUGAAUAGGGAUGACGGUGCCUAUUUGCCAGAGGAAUACAUGCAUCUCAUUGGCAGGUGACGUCAUCCCUUGGGUAUUUAAGAAGCCACGAUUGCAGUUUUAGAUCACCCCUGAUGAAGACACUAAACUGGAGUGUCGAAACGUUGGGUCUUAAAUCUUGAUUACAAUUCGACUGGGCUUUGUAAUCAUUUAUUUAAACCAGAGUAGCGAGCGAAACAUGACAUUUCUUAAUGUUGGUAUAUCAUUUAGAGUGGUGACUGUACAGACAUGUGACGUAUCGUAUCGCGAUGUGAAACGCGACGAUCCUGCAGAAGAUGAUGAUAGUUCGAGUGAUCACGGCGCAAACUCCACUACUGAAUCUGAGGAUGAGGAGGAAUUCAAUGGCAUUGUUUUACGUAAGUCUUUGGUCACUGCUAGAAAAUGUCCACCAGCGCCAGCAGCACCAGGGAAUUUUAACAAAAUAUCUUCUUACCGACUUGACCUCGUAGUUCAGUUGGCAGAGCAUUGGACUAGUAUCUCAAAGGUCGCGGGUUCGUUUCCCACCCUGGUCAGGCAAACUUUUCAGCUUGCCCGGUGUGGAUGCCAGGCUUUUAGCCAGAAGGGCGUCCGUCCUGGCACGCCCUUAGAACAAAACGUGGACGCCUUUGGACGCCCAAAUUCUGGGGGGAAAGGGAAAUUAUUUUCAAUGAUUCCCUAAGUAUAUUAACAUAUCCGAAACGAAAUAGCUUCAAUUCUCAUUAUUAUUAUUGUACAUUUGACAUUUUGAUCAAUUUGAUGGUGUACCUGGCUGAAUGAAAAUGUCGUAGUUAAGUAAAGAAGCAUAGCGGCACAAACUCACAAAGCCAAGUGUGUUUGAAAAUUUUCAAACGAGGUUGGAAAGAUACUAACAUGAAGAAACAUAAACUUCAACGGUUUUCCAGAGGAACGGUUUUCUCUAAUCCCCCACCCCUCUUAUGGUAGAUCUAUUGUUAUGUCAAAAUUGGACGCCCUCUUUUAGGACCCUGGCUAAAAGCCUGUAUCGGGGUUCUUAAUUAUCGGUUAUUCGAUAUUUGGGUUUUUUUUGCUAUUUUCACACACCGAAAAUAGUGGAAAUAUGCUCAGAAUGAUCGUAGAUCUAUCUAUAUGAAUGUAGAUCUAUUGUUAUGUCAAAAUUGGACGCCCUCUUUCAGGACCCUGGCUAAAAGCUUGUAUCGGGGUUCUUAAUUAUCGGUUAUUCGAUAUUUGUUUUUUUGCUAUUUUCACACACCGAAAAUAGUGGAAAUAUGCUCAGAAUGAUCGUAGAUCUAUCUACAGUAUAUGAAUGUAGAUCUAUUGUUAUGUCAAAAUUGGACGCCCUCUUUUAGGACCCUGGCUAAAAGCCUGUAUCGGGGUUCUUAAUUAUCGGUUAUUCGAUAUUUGGGUUUUUUUUGCUAUUUUCACACACCGAAAAUAGUGGAAAUAUGCUCAGAAUGAUCGUAGAUCUAUCUAUAUGAAUGUAGAUCUAUUGUUAUGUCAAAAUUGGACGCCCUCUUUUAGGAUCCUGGCUAAACGCCUGUUGGAUGCACACUCAGAUUAACAUGCACAAGCAACAUUUUUAAGUCAAAAUUUCUAAUUCAUCUUCAAUAUUUAAUACACAUAUUGUGCUAACAGUUAACCUCCCCAAUCAAAUUACGACUUGAAGCUUGGGAUGUGCUACAAACGUCAAUCUUAAGCUCACUGGAGGGGUGUUCUCGUUUCAGAAUGGGCAUCGAAGUUGAAAAGAAGAGACAGCUUGGCAUCAAAACUGAAUCAGAGACCAAGUAAACACGAUUUAGAAGAGAGAAAUAUCCUCCCAG
Paramuricea clavata is the source of this 3978-nucleotide messenger RNA. The record is from the annotation of a GenBank genome assembly. NCBI's taxonomy places the organism in Eukaryota, Metazoa, Cnidaria, Anthozoa, Malacalcyonacea, Plexauridae.